This is a messenger RNA of Ilex paraguariensis (yerba mate), 581 nucleotides long. The record is from the annotation of a GenBank genome assembly. Lineage: Eukaryota; Viridiplantae; Streptophyta; Magnoliopsida; Aquifoliales; Aquifoliaceae.
AGGCACAGGCCCACACUGUGCUGGAAAUGAACUACACUGCGCAGCAACUUACAGCAGCUGUGGUGUCUGAGGGGCUCCGCCCUAUUCUUGCUGAUCUUGAGUUGGGUGCACCAGCAAGUUUACUCCCUUUGAUACAACGAUGUUGGGAUGGUAAUCCUCUAAAAAGGCCAUCUUUUGAUGAUAUAAUGGUGGCACUUGAUUCCAUUUUGGAGACCAGAAAUAGAGUGAAAGAUGAGGAAAAGGUCCUCCCUGAACCUUCUCUCUCUCCUGGUGACAAGGAUACCGCAAACCGUCGAAUUUUUCAAGAGAGUAUUAAUUGGUUUUCCCAGGGGGAGUAUUUCUCAAAGAGAGUUUCUCCUGCCCCAGGUUCUGGGGUGAGAAUUGGGUUUGAUUCUUCAAAUGAUCCUUUGGCAUACUGUCCAGUGCUAUCAUGGGUUCCUUCUCUACUUGUGGGAGGAGGGAAUCUAUGGAGGACACACACUUCCUUAUGCCGAAUAUGUGCAAUGAAAAGAAUAUCCAUGCGUUUGGAGUCUUUGAUGGUCAUAGAGGUGCUGAAUAAGAUGAUGUACUUUCAAUCUUAA